UAAGUCAAGCCAUCGUCUGUUUCAUAACUAUAAAUUAUUUAAAUGUGAAAACAAUCAUUAAGUGUGCACAUUAGAAUUAGAAUUUAAUAGAUGCUGAUAAAAUGAAAAAGGUGAAAUUUGAUUUUGUUUGAUUUUAGAUCAAGACUAGGUAUGUUGUCUGAAGACGGAAUAGAAAACCGCCAUGGACCUCCUGGAGUCAACUCCAGGUCUUUGAGCUCUGUUCACUCUGCUGCUGAUUUAGAAGUACUCCGUGAGAUUGAGCACGUAUACUUCUCCCCUCCUUCCGAGUUCGAUGCCGGGCGGCACGUGCUGGAGAACGCUCCGAGCCCCCCCACAUGUGAGGCUAUCGAGCAAAUGUUCACCAAGUUAAAGCGUCAGCAGCAGGUAGUAUCUGGAAAAGCUCUCCACUUAAUAUCUCAACAGAGAGACAAUUGUGAUCGCGAAUUUGCCGAGAUUCAAAAUAUUCGGGAACAAUUAACCAAGACACUAGAGACAUGUCGCCAAGCUAGGGAACACUUGCGGAACUCAUCCAACCACCUCAUCAUAUCCACCUUUGUCAUACUAGCUAACGUGCGAAAGAGACAGAUUAUAAGAUCAGUGCUGAAAUCUUUAGAGUUGUUGAGAAGUUUACGUAGCGUCGAGAAGGACGUCGCCGAUUUGUUAAAUAGGAAAGAGUAUUACGAAGCGAUAGAAUUGAUUCUAAAGAGUAGAAAAGCCGCUAGUAACCACAAGGAAUAUACGUGCAUAGCUGAUCUUGCUACUAGACUUCAAGACACUCUUGAUAUGACUGAAGAGAAAUUGGACUCUGUGUUGUCUUCGAUAUGCUACAAUUUUGAUGAGAAUUUGUUUAGGAAGUUAAGGAAAGCAUACGACUUGUUGGGAAAGACCCAAGCCGCUAUGGAACAACUUCACAUGCAUUACUCCUCAGCAGUCAACGAGACAUCUGUGGAAGCCUUAAAACUUUACAUUACAGAAGCUUCUAUCGAUUUAAAAUUCCAGGAGAUGUGUCAAUCGGUGCAGCCUAACAAAGCACCAAUAUGCCUUCUAAAUCUUUGCGAAAAUCUAUUUUUGAUUAUGCGUAGUUAUUACUUACUAGUAAACUGGCAUAUAAAGCAUGAUGAAGAUGAAACACUGCCUACUUCAAAUAACGUUUUCGAAAUAGAGAAAAAUGUUAGUAGGGAAUACAUUAGACAGAAGUUAAAAGCAGGACUCAUUAGGUUGUGGCAUGAAGUUCAAGCAAAGGUUUCAACAUUUUUAAAAAGUUCGGGAUUAGAAGAGUAUGCAUUCGAAAAGUUUAUACAAAUGCUCGGCAUAUUGAGGAAGCUGACACAAGUGGCUGAGGUAUUCUGCGGUGAUAAAUCCGACAUACUUCAAGACUUUAUCAAAACACAAAGUGUUUCGUAUAUAAAGAAUUAUCACAGAGGCAGGAUGGAGGAACUAAAAUUGUUUUUAGAAAACGAAGGCUGGGAACAGUGUCCUGUAAAAUCCACUUUCAAUUUACUCAAUCUUCAAGAAUUCAAACAGUUCAAAAAGUACUUGAGUCCUACCAAAGCUGAUACGUCUAUUGUUAAAUCGCUGUCGGACGGUGCAUCAUCAGUGCAUUCUCAAGAUGAUAGUGUUUAUAUUACUAAAUAUUUCAAUAAAAAUACCAAUCACACACCUUUCGAAAUAUUUAGAAACGAAAAUGUGACAAAUGACGAUAUAUUCGGUUUGGAGCCAGAGUUAGAGGCGAGCGACGAGUCUGACGACGAGCCUGAAGAAUUAAAAAGAGAAUUUGUAGACGAAGCCGACAGACACGAGUAUUCUUCAAAUCACAAUGAGAAAUCUUUAGAGAGUCCAUCGAGAGUGAAAGAGAGCGUUAUUGUCACAAACACAACCCUGUCGGUGUUGCGGAACUGCGGCCAGUACCUUCAGAUCUGUAGAUACUUACCACAAAUUUCUUUAGAAGUCGUAAUGCUGAUGAAUCAAUUGUUCGACUAUUAUUUCUAUACCGUCCACUUGUUUUUCACGUCGGACUUAGACGUUGCAUCGUCGACAUUAUAUACGACAAAAUUAAAUUUAGUUUUGAAGAGAAUCUCUAAUAGUAUCGAUACUAAUUCAGGGGAUGGUGACGCGAAAUCUUUUCCGUGUCCCGAUUUACCUCAACAUUUGGACAUGACUUCAGAGGAGAAGCUUCAUGGGCUUAGUGAAAGAAUAGUUGCUGUAGAGAGUGUCAUAUUUUUGGCUAAACAGUACGAGUUGUUGCAACCAUAUCUGGAGUCGAUAGUGGCUCCACAUCAAAAGUUAUUACUUGAACAUUUCAAAGAUAACACUCUGGCGGUUGUCGUUGAUUUGAGAAUGCCAAUUUAUAUGUGUUCGGCGUCAAAGUCUGUGGAUGCGAGACAAUCUCUCAUAGCGAUGUCUCAAGUGAAAUGGGACGUGAAAGCCGUCGCUGUUGAGCACAGUCCCUACGUAGACCUGCUGACUAGGAAAAUUCAAGUCUUCGCGAUCCGUUUAGAUGACAUUUCAUCUAAAAUCACUUUGAACAUGACAGUCUUAAAAUCUAUAUGGUCAAUGGUCUCAAAAUUUAUAGUUCAUUUAUUAGUAGAAGGUUUUUCUAACGCCACCAAAUGCUCUAAUGCUGGUAGAGGGUUGAUGCAGUUAGAUUACAGACAAUUAUUCGUGAAAUUAGAAAAGAUAUCGGGUUUGAAACCUAUACCUUAUCAAGAUUAUGUGGAUAGGUAUGUAAAAGCUUACUAUUUACCUAGAAAAGGUUUAGAAGAUUUUAUUAGGGAAAAGACUGAGUAUUCUAAUAAACAUUUGCUGGCUUUGAUAGCUUGUGCUUGUGAGAAUAAGAGAGACAGGCAAGCAUUGACUGCUAUUAUCGAAGGGAAAGAUGUGUUAAACUAAUAUAUUAAAAAAAAAAUACGUUUACUAAUUUACGGCCAGUAAGAGAGAUGAAAUCUUGUGAUUAAUUUUAUUAUAAUGUAUAUAAAAUGUAAUACAAUCAAAAUUGUAAUUGGAAACGAAUCAUUCCUUCAAUUAAAACUUAGUUUCUUAUUAUAUUCUGGAUUCCAUCUCAGAGUACCAGAGACAUAUAAGUGGAUUUUUAAACAUUUUUCAUAAGAAUAAAUCGUAUUAUUUUAGCCUAACAUUUGUCAAUGGUCCUUUGAGUCAAAUAUUCUGAAUUUGUUUAUGUACUUAAGUCACAAAAAUGUUUAUAUUGUUAGAAAAAUUAUUUGAUUGUUACUGAAUGGAUCUGUUAUAGAUUCAUGGAUUUCAUACAGGGUGGUACUGUAAAUGGAUCAACCUGUAUUUGAACAAAAGUAAACUUUUGAAAAUACAUAAUAAAUGUGAUAACAUAUACUGCUAAUAACGUUUGAGAUUUAUUGUUUAUAGCAAAUAAAUUAUUUUUGUUUAAACUGUUAAAGGAACGCAAAUAUUGAAAUCAUUAAAUAAUUAUGUACAACAAUGUAUAUUUAAGUUUGUAAAUAAAAUGUAUUUACAUGGUAAAAAAAAAUUAAGUCAUUAGCUAUAAAGGAAUGGCGACUGUUUUAAUAGGAAUAG
Molecule: messenger RNA, 3546 nt
Organism: Diatraea saccharalis (sugarcane borer)
Lineage: Eukaryota; Metazoa; Arthropoda; Insecta; Lepidoptera; Crambidae
Source: the annotation of a GenBank genome assembly